GGGAGCUCCACGUAAUUCUCGACGAACAGAAGGACGGAAAAGCCCUCGGCGCUCUGGGCAAAGCAAAGCUUGGAACGCCCGAGGUGCGUCCUUUGGGUGGCCUUUGUGCAAGAGCUCACAGGGCUGGGAAGCAGGUGCACGUCUGGGGUUGGGAACCGGGUGACUACUGCUUUCGCGAUGAGACUGUUGCGAAUGCGUCAUUUACGCUUCCGGAUGUGCCUCGUUUGGGCUACCGUGAAGCCAUUUUCGAGGCGCAGCUUCUUCAUGAAGUGAUGAAUGGCUGAACGAAGAGUAUGACUCAGUACGACAUCCACUGGAACCAUCUGGAACCUCUCGAUGAAAGAUGAUGAAAGUGCUUUAUGAAAUCCGCUGGAAGAUGC
Cladocopium goreaui is the source of this 380-nucleotide messenger RNA. Lineage: Eukaryota; Dinophyceae; Suessiales; Symbiodiniaceae. The record is from the annotation of a GenBank genome assembly.